GUGAACACCAAAUGUGACAACAAAACAAACGUUUUAUACAUUUUUUAUAAAAGAUUUUAACAAGCCAAAGUCAAAAUUGGCUCCAAACACAAACUCAGAGAUUAUUACAUAAGGAUGACUUUGGUGGGGUUAGCGGCGCGAAAGCUGGCUCAAAAGCAGCGGUCUGCCAAACUAGCCGCAGCAUUUCCAAAUGGCAUUCGGUGUCAAAAGUGCCUGAAUUUUGGACAUUGGAGCUAUGAAUGCAAGGAGAAACGAAAGUAUGUUCAUCGCAGUUCGCGCACAAAGCAGUUAAGUAAGCAUCUGGCAGAGAAAAGUGCAAAUGCCGCCGAGUCUGCGGCGGCCAACGAGUCGCGUGCUUUGGAAGCCGGUGCUGAAGUGCGCAACGAUCGCGAGAAGCGUACCAAGCGUAAAAGGAAACGCAGCAAUAGUUCGAAUAGUUCGUCGAGUUCAUCAGACAGCUCAAAUAGCAGUUCGGAGUCAUCCAACUCGGAUUCAAGCAGCAGCGACGAUUCAGACAGCUCCAGCUCUGACGAUGAUGACAGCUCAUCAGAUGGUGAAUCAGGUUCCUCCAGCGUAAGCGAGAGCGAUGCGUCCAGUUCCAGCAGCAAGAGCAGUGACAGCGCAUAUGAACGGGACAGCUCAGCAGCACCCAAGAAGAAAAAGCGACGUGAUAGCACUGGUGAAUCGUCAGAUGGCGCCACUCAAGAUGAUUAAUGCGGCCCGAAUAUCCAUAAUAAAAUACAUACAUACAUAGCUUUAGUA
Messenger RNA from Drosophila innubila, 762 nucleotides. RefSeq names its product zinc finger CCHC domain-containing protein 10. The record is from RefSeq and is a predicted model, not a curated record. The transcript is spliced from 2 exons. The coding region runs from base 115 to 714 and encodes 199 amino acids. Gene Ontology annotation, molecular function: nucleic acid binding; zinc ion binding. NCBI's taxonomy places the organism in Eukaryota, Metazoa, Arthropoda, Insecta, Diptera, Drosophilidae.